Molecule: messenger RNA, 1729 nt
Organism: Folsomia candida
Lineage: Eukaryota; Metazoa; Arthropoda; Collembola; Entomobryomorpha; Isotomidae
Product: poly(A) polymerase-like
Exons: 3
Coding region: 72-1646 (524 amino acids)
Source: RefSeq, a predicted model, not a curated record
AAGUGUGCGUAUUUAUAGCAAGUUUAUUCAGUCAAGUUUAAGGUGUGGUCAAUCCCAGCUUUGUUACCAAUAUGUUACCAAAAUUUGUCGGCCUUUUGACCACUUUGGUCGUCACGGUUACCGGGGUUCAGGUCGUUUUCGAUAACGCCGCCGAUAUUGGGCAAGUAGCCUCGGUUUCUUGCCCUUAUCAGGAGGAUUAUGCCGAUUUUUGGGUGUACGGAUGCCCCCGGGACCCAAAGGAGGACGUAUUUCCGGAUAAGAUGGGUUUCUGGACGGGAUGUGGGACCGGAUGCAGUCUGAUUUACCAUGGGGGCUCGUUACCGAAACCGGCCAAAUUGUGGGUGGCGACGUAUAUGACGGGUACCCCAGCGUCGAUUGAGGUAUCGGGUAAAAGUUCCCCGGGGGAGGGGGGCUCAACGUGGGAAUUUGGAUAUAUCGAUUCGAACGAGGAGGUUUGGUGUUAUGAGGAGAUUGAUUUGUCGAACGUUCCCGGACAGGAUUCAGCCGUGAUUAACUUCACCGUUUCCGGUGCCCCAUCUGGCGGAUACGUACUAAUCGAUAAGAUCGUCGUUGACCUCGGAGACGCCCCAAUUUCUCCCAUAUCCAUCGACAAGAGAGCCGAUGAGGUCUCGCAACAUUGGACUUACGAUGAUUGCCAACAUCUCGACGAUUACUCUGACUUUUGGGCGUUCGGGUGUCCGAUCCAACCGGAAGAGGAUCAAGCCGGGAUCGGAUAUUGGUCCCCGUGUCAGGAAAGGUCAUGCAAAAUUGAGUACGGGACAAGUCCAAGCAUCAUCCCAUCCGCGGUCGAGAUCAAAGGUUAUAUUUCAGACCAAGGCCAAAUCAAGGUCGCUGCCGUAACCGGAAGAGGCACAAAUAUUUCGUACACAACAAUCCACACUAAAUCGGUUAGACUGGGAUCAUGGCUGGAUUAUACGGUCGACUUGAAACCGUACAGGAAUCAUAAAUUCCAAAUCGUUCUCGAGCCGAACGGAGGAUCUGCCAUGUUGGACUCAUUGUCUUUCGUGUUUGACGACUUUAUGCAAAGCGAACCAGCGCAGAACGAGUUGCCCGUGUGCGUUCGGAAACCAACUACUGACGAACCUACAACGACAACAGAAGCUGUUACAACCACAGAAGUAGUCACGACCACAGAGGCUGCCACGACUACGGAUACGGCCACGACUACUGAUGCGGUCACGACUACUGAUGCGGCCACGACUACUGAUGCGGCUACAACUACUGAUGCGGCCACGACUACUGAUGCGGUCACGACUACAGAAGCGGCAACGACCCCGGAUCCAACUCCAAUCACCAGUGGACCAACUACAACCAACGUGCCAACUACAACUACUCUUUCAACUACUACGGCCACACAACCAACUACUACAGCCACUCCACCAACUACUACGGCCACACCACCAACUACUACGGCCAAACCACCAACUACUACAUCCACUCCACCAACUACUACGGCCACUCCACCAACUACAACAACCCCUACCACGACUAGACCAACUACAACCGUACCAACUACCGGCCCAACUACGGAACCGCCCACCACAGAGGCUUGCGCCCGAUCACUAAUGUCCAGCACUUUUGUAUCGACAUUGUUGCUCGUGGUUGGUUUUAUUUUAUCCCACUAAUGACUCAAAUUUAAUUCCAAAUUUUGUCUAACUAGCAAACAACUAACAAUUUUAGACAAAAAUAAAUGACCUUGGGGAAUUAA